AUGUAUUCGUCUGGUCUCCGCGAACAUGAACGAACGAUAUUGUCCUCCGCAGUUAUAUGUGGGCAUAUGAGCAUUGUCCAGUAUUAUCUGGAGGGAGGAGCCGAUUUCUGCGCCGCUGAUGACAAAGGAAACACGCCAUUGCACUUUGCCGCUGCUUUCGGUCACUCCAACGUGGCGUCGUUACUCAUUGAUGUUGGAGCUGAUAUCAAUGCACGUCAACACGAUGGACUAAGUCCACUGGAUUAUGCCAUUAUAUCGGGGUAUGAUCGCGUUGUGGAGGUUCUUUUGAAUAAAGGAGCCACCACUACGGAUGUUAGGAUCGGCGAGGCUCGAAGAACGACUCUACAUGCCGCUGCUCUUAAGGGAUAUAGCCAGAUUGCAAAGAUGUUAGUAAACCAUGGAGCUCCUAUUGAUGUCAAGGAUGGUUAUGGUCAUACGCCUCUUCAUUUGGCUGUUUCAGAAGGGCAUCUUGAGAUAGCUCGGGUGCUGCUUCGUGCUGGAGCAACAGUCAUCAUUCAAGAUAAGAUAGGCGACUCACCACUGCAUCACGCCGCCGGCAACGGAUAUACUGCUAUCGUACAGGAGCUUCUGAAUAAGGGAGCAGACCCUUCUAUGCAAGGUCACGAAAAUGCUACGCCAUUGCACCAGGCAUCAUUACUGGGUUUCGUUGACGUUGUCCAGCUUCUCCUAGAAUCUGGGGCGAAUAUGUCUCCUCAGCGUUUAGAUGGGGAAACCCCUCUUCUUCAAGCCAGUGGCGCCGGUCAAGUCGAAACCGUGCGGCUGCUACUAGCUGCCGGAAGCUGUCCUUCAAUUCCAGAUCAGGAUGGGGACACGCCACUACACUUCGCCGUCCUUUCAGAGAAAGCAAUAAUUACCGAUAUGCUAAUAGAAGCUGGAGCACAUGUCGAUAGCAUAAAUGAUAAGAAACACACUCCCUUACACUGGGCAGCAAAGGAACAUGAAGAUAUGGUUCAUACCUUGUUGAAUCAUAAGGCCGACAUGCAUGCUCUCAGCCAUACAGGAUGUACUCCACUACAUUGGGCAGCUAAAGAGGGCCAUGUUGGUAUAACGACAGCUUUAUUGGAAGCCGGGGCCCUCGACCAGAUUCAAAAUCAAGACGGGGAAUUAGCGCUGCACUUGGCUGCUCAAAAAGGCCAUAGAGAUGUCGUUCAAUUGCUUAUCCAAUGGGGCAGCAAUCCACAUCUUACCGACAAUAAACUUCGCACAGCUCUGCAUUAUACAGCUGGGGAAGGACAUGAGGAUACGGUAAAAAUACUGCUGAGCAAUAAAGUCAGAUCAGAUGUCAGAGAUAUCGAUGGUCGGACUCCUUUAUACUAUGCAGUAUUCCAUGGGAAUGUGACGAUCGCAAAUAUGCUUCUUGACCUCGGUACCACCCUUGAUGAUACCGUCAAGGAAGCCUUUCUAGAGGCCGCGGAAGCUGGGCAUGAAUCGGUGGUUCAACUUCUCAUCGAACAUGGCAUUGACCUGUCUUUUAAAGAUUCAGACGGAUAUACAGCAUUGCAUCGAGCUGUUCUGGGGAGCCAAAUUAAAGUCCUUGAAAUUCUUCUCAGUACAGAUGUUGAUAGGUCUGCCCGAGACAACCAGGGGAAAACGGCAUUGCAUCUUGCUGCCCGGGAGGGCGACGAUGCAAUUACCAAGGUUCUUUCGGGAAUAAGUGAGAUAAGGAAUCUUCAGGAUUAUGAAGGCUGGACGGCUCUACAUUGGGCAGUUGAGAACGAACAUGACAACACCGUCCAGACUCUAUUAGACGCUGGUGUUGAUCCCGAUAUUAAUUCCCUCAACGCAUGCACGCCCUUGACUUAG
Penicillium waksmanii is the source of this 1824-nucleotide messenger RNA. It is a transcript of the gene ftmI, whose product is annotated as protein ftmI. Gene Ontology annotation, molecular function: protein binding. The transcript has a single exon. NCBI's taxonomy places the organism in Eukaryota, Fungi, Ascomycota, Eurotiomycetes, Eurotiales, Aspergillaceae. The coding region runs from base 1 to 1824 and encodes 607 amino acids. The record is from RefSeq and is a predicted model, not a curated record.